AAUGCACCGUCUUUGACAUAUGUCAGUUGCCGGUGUUUCUGUCAAACGCACUUGAAUUUUUUGCUGAGUCCUCUUUUCCACAUUGGUGUUUUAUUGCUAAUAGUUUUAAGCAAAUAACUUAUUAAAAAAACUAGAAAUGUCUACCAAUUCCAAUUUAUCCGUGGCUGUAGUUUGUUCCUCAAAUAUGAACCGUUCUAUGGAAGCGCAUAACUUUCUAGCGAAGAAAGGCUACAACGUGCGCUCCUUUGGCACAGGCGAGCGUGUCAAGCUGCCAGGCACGGCAAUCGACAAGCCUAAUAUUUAUGAAUUUGGCACACCAUAUGACGCAAUAUACCAGGAUCUGCUCACAAAGGAUAAGCAGUACUACACACAAAACGGCUUACUGCAUAUGCUAGAUCGCAAUCGAAGGAUUAAAAAGUGCCCUGAGCGUUUCCAGGAGUGCAAAGAACAGUUCGAUAUUAUUGUGACGGUGGAGGAGCGAGUCUACGAUCAAGUGCUCGAACACAUGGAAUCAUGUGAUCCCAUCGAUAAUCGACCUGUACACAUAUUCAAUGUGGACAUUGAGGACAAUCACGAAGAAGCACUUAUGGGCGCUUUUGUUAUAACGGACAUGAUAAAUAUGAUGGCUAAAUCUAACGACCUGGACAAUGAUAUUGAUGAGCUGCUGCAAGAAUUCGAAUCUCGGCGCAAUAAAACUGUUCUGCAUUCGGUACUUUUCUACUGACAAUUGUACAACCUAUAGACGGAAAUCAAAAUAAGGCAUCGUGCGAUACCAUAACAACACGGGAACUUACAUAUGUUUUGUUGUCAUAGUUUGUUUUGCUGAUGCAAUAGUGUUAAACGGUAACAAAAACUAUCCUAUAAAUGUAUGUAAUAUCACUAUAAACUUAAAAUUGUAUGGAAAGAUAAGAGAAGAAAGAGGGCAAAACAGAAAACUGUUUGCAAAACAAAAAAAGCGAUAUUGUGGCAUACAAUUUACAAAGGAGUAGAUAACAAAAAAAUAAAUCUUUAAUCAAAAGCAGUUAGUUUUGAAGAUAAAAGAAUAUAGUGGCGAGGGAAGAACUAAUGCUAUGUAAAAAAAUAAUAACUGUAAGUUAGUGAUAAUAACGGGAAAUUUACGGAAAGUUAAAUACUUUCAAAAUAUUCACCAAUUAAGUUCUUCAUUGCCAAAGAAAAUAUGACUAAAA
Messenger RNA from Rhagoletis zephyria (snowberry fruit fly), 1187 nucleotides. RefSeq names its product Ssu72 CTD phosphatase (gene Ssu72). The record is from RefSeq and is a predicted model, not a curated record. Gene Ontology annotation, cellular component: nucleus. Gene Ontology annotation, biological process: mRNA processing. Lineage: Eukaryota; Metazoa; Arthropoda; Insecta; Diptera; Tephritidae. Gene Ontology annotation, molecular function: phosphoprotein phosphatase activity.